UAUUUUCCUUGAGAAACCAUUUCCCUAUAGAUCUAGCUAUGACGAGAAAGAAAAUAAAUCUUGCAUACAUAGCAAAUGAUAGUGCAAGGAAGGCCACUUUCAAGAAAAGGAAGAAGGGGUUGUUGAAGAAGAUGAGUGAGCUGAGUACCCUCUGUGCAGUCCAAACAUGUGCAAUUAUUUACAGUCCCUAUGACCCAGAACCUGAGGUUUGGCCUUCUCCCUUGGGAGUACAAAGUGUGAUUGCGAGGUUUAAGAGUAUGCCUGAGGCGGAACAAAGUAGAAAAAUGGUGAACCAAGAAAGUUUCUUGGGACAAAGAAUAAUCAAAUCCGAGGAACAACUGAAGAAGCAGCAAAUAGAGAACCGAGAGAGGGAGAUGACCCAAGUCAUGUACAGGAGCUUGGUUGGUGAUCAAGGAGUGCAGAAUAUGGGUGUUGCAGACUUGAAUGACUUGGAAUGGCUAGUCGACAAAAGUGUAGAGGAGAUUGACGAGCGAAUCAAGUCGCUUCGAGAACAAAUAGUGCCUCCUCCCCAAGUCAUGACUGCAGGGAUGAGCAAUAGCCAUGUUAAUAGUACCGAUGGGGGGAAAUAUGGUACAGAGGCCACAAAGAACAGAGCUGAGACGGAGAUGGAUGCUUAUACACCCAAUCAGCAGUCGUCAAUGAAUCAGAAAGUGGGUUUUGGAUUGAGGAACGAAGAUAUGGCAGUAUAUCAGAAUCCUCAAUGGUUAGAGGAGUUGCUGAGGUCUAAUGAUCAGAACAUGGGCGGUCAGCUUGGCAAGAAUGAAGACAUACCUUUUGCAUUUAACGGUAAUAAUAGCAGUCUGUGGUCUUUCCCCUAAAUAGUCAUGAAGAAAUGCACAUUUGAAUAAAAGAAUUACAAGGCGAGGCAAGUACUCAAGUACUAAUACUUGCGGCAAAUCCACAACAGGAAUGAGUCAGACGUGUGAAUGCCUUUCCUUUCACAGAUUUAGGAUUUCCUAUGGAGAAAAUCUACUCAGCCGCCUCCACUUUUCUUUCUUUUUCUUAUUUUUUGUUCCUAAAGUACUCUGAAAUGCUACAAGCUAGUUCCAUAUAA
Molecule: messenger RNA, 1075 nt
Organism: Carya illinoinensis
Lineage: Eukaryota; Viridiplantae; Streptophyta; Magnoliopsida; Fagales; Juglandaceae
Product: agamous-like MADS-box protein AGL80
Exons: 1
Coding region: 39-839 (266 amino acids)
Biological process (GO): positive regulation of transcription by RNA polymerase II
Molecular function (GO): protein dimerization activity; RNA polymerase II cis-regulatory region sequence-specific DNA binding; DNA-binding transcription factor activity, RNA polymerase II-specific
Source: RefSeq, a predicted model, not a curated record